Molecule: messenger RNA, 11116 nt
Organism: Ceutorhynchus assimilis (cabbage seed weevil)
Lineage: Eukaryota; Metazoa; Arthropoda; Insecta; Coleoptera; Curculionidae
Source: the annotation of a GenBank genome assembly
GUAACUUUCGCCUGUCACAAAAACGUCAAAAGUUUUUCGUAAUGGCCGUCGUAGUCGUUGCGCAUAGGGGUCCGCGCAUGUCCUAUGGCGUCGAGUUGUUAUUGUUGAGAGCGUUUAAUUAUUUUUAACAAUAUUAUGUGUGUUUUAAGGGACUUUUUACGCGAAAAUCAAACAAUUAGUGAGUGUUGAGUUGUGCUAGUUGAGUGCCCUAAAGGAUUUAGUUGGUGGAACAACGUUCGCGGUGUCAAAAGUAAAAAAUAAUUUUCCUGGAUGGCUCACUCUACUGAUCCAUGUGUGAGCGCGCCCGCUCGGGGCCCUCGGGAUUUCCGGCGCGACAAGGCGCGCCUGCUCGUCUUGUAAAUGGCUCCUGACGGUGGUCAGACGGGAGAAGAAGUCUCCACCGUCAUCACCUGCGAGGGGACGCUUGGUCACCCCGAGUUUCCUCUGCAAUUUCAAAAAGUAGUUGAUAGGUUGAAUGGUAUAUUAGGGGUUCCGGUGAAAGUCCGCAAGCUGGAGCCGUGGAACUCGGUGCGCGUGACGCUGUCGGUGCCGCGCGAGGCGGCCCUACGCCUCAGACAGCUCGCGCAGCAAGGAGCGCCUCAAUUGCGCGCCCUCGGUAUACUCAGCGUACAAUUGGACGGCGAGGGCGCCAUCUCGUUGCGUAUACAAGGUGCCAAUGGCGAACCUCAGGAGGUGAUUCUGAGAACCACUCAAGAUGGACCUAGUAGUAGUUCAAGCUCUGUCCCCCUGGGUCUGGGGGCGUUGCUAUCAAAUGCGAGCGGAGCGCCUGGCAGCUCUGCAACCAAUUCCCAAGUGCAAUUUAAGUCGCCCAAUGUGGUGUGUCCACCCGAUACCGUCGUGCCACGAGUUGGUACCAAUAUGGGACCACCUCAAAGCACCAUCACUUCCAAUUCUCACAACAAACCCCCUUAUGCUGGACCUUUUCCUUUUGCCAGCAUGAAUCAGGCGAUCCAUAGUCAAAACAGCACCAAUUCUAAUGGACCGUCAAGUGCUCCAAGGAGUACAAACAUGGAACCACCCCAAUCUCAGUUUUUACCACCACCUUAUCCUGGUAGCAGGCAAUCACCUAAUACUCCACAGUCUCCAAGUCAACCUGCAGUCACAAUUUCAAGUCCUUUGCUUGUAAAUUUACUGCAAAAUGAUCACCAAGUUAGUACCAGUUCAAUGACCAAUAAUAAAGUACUUGAAUUGCCACCACCUGCAUCCCCAUCUGUUGUAAGACAGAUGAGGCCUCCACCACCACCUUCACCUGCUGCUAAAGUUCAAGGUGUAUUAGCUGGUUCUUCACCAAUAAUUACUUUACCCAGUACAACGGUGCCUUCUCCUACACAGCCUCAUCAGAUCAAAUCUGUAUCAGCAACUUUACCCAUGGGGUUAUCCAAUCACAUUCAUUCUCAGGCCAACGUGCUAGUGAACUCGAGUAACAAUAAUAGUAAUAAUAAUAUUAGCAGUAAUUCAUCGGUAUCACCGCCAAGCGCCUUAACGACUUCAGUAGCUUCGAAUAGCAAUUCCAGCCCAUUGUCGGCUACAAACAGUUCAGUAGUGACCAGUACCCAAUUAGCCAUAAACAGUAUAGCCAACUCAUUGGCUAGUGCCGCAAAUAAUAUCACUAAUAAUAGUUCUCAAGGAAUUUUCGGAUUACAUAAAGGGGUGUUCGGACAGCCGCACACAAGUUUGCAUUAUCAGAGGACACCACAGGGCAGUAUUAUUGCGGUUAAUAAGCCCUUACCUCCCAGCCAAACUAUGAAUGUCCCAGUUCAAAAUAGCAUUCCUCUGCAUCAAAAUCAACGCCCGAAUUUGUCGUUGGCACCCGUGUUGCGUCACCAGCAACAACAAAUCGCCAGCAUUCCUCCAAAAACUGGACCCGUAUUCGCGCAGCAAAGCAAUGUCGUCGUAGCCCACCAUAAUAAUUUGUUGCAUCACAGCCAAGCAAAAAUGCAACAAAAUUUAUUGGUCGGAGGUAGUAUGUUGUGUAACAGUGCUGUAGUACCUGGCAGUAAUGUUUCUUUGCCUGGAAACAAUCACAUUUUGUCACUUGGUAAUAGGGGUAGACCACAAACACCACUUAGUAAUAUGAAUGUUGGAAUAAUGACAUCAAAUCAGCAUAGUAAUUCUGGUUUGGUUUUGAACCAUGACACUCUCACUACUCAGGUGGCUCAGCAGGCCUCUGUGACAACAAAUAUAAUUAAAAAACCUUUGCCUUCUCCGCCGCCUUACAAUGUUGCCAUUUCUCGUAAUUGGGAUUCUAUAAUGGGCAAUCAUACCAACCUAUUAGAUUUGGCGCCGUCGCUCACAGAUUUAAAACCUGACGAGUUAGAUGAGCUAUUGCCUACUUUGGAUCACGACGCCCUACCAGAAUUGUCUGAAUUGGAAUUAUUGGGCAGUGCGCUGAGCGGUAACCCUGAUGUUCCUUCUAGUUUGUGUGAGGGUAGUUCCAGUAGCAAUAGUAAUGCAGUGGCUGUUGAGUGUUUGAAUGAAAAUAGUACAAACAGUGGAGAUGGGAGAAAAUUUCUCAUUAAUCCUUUGACUGGUGAGCUGGAACCUCAUAGUGGUGAAGAAGAAAGUGAUAAUGAAGAGGUAAAGGAUGUCUUCACGGGUCUUCCCUCUCCACUUGGUUUGUCAGAUGAUGACACCAAUUCUACUUCAAGAGCUGAUACCAACACAGAUCAAAGUGACAGUGAAACAAGGUCAAGCACUGAAGGCAAAUAUUCUAGAAGUAAAAAUUCAAAAAAUAGAAGAGAGAGCAAAGAGUUAACUGGAAAGCCACCCGAAAAAAUCAAACUCCGUCUCAAACUGGAAAAGAACGAACCAAUUAAUUCAGCCUACAAGGUAGAUGUGAGCUUUAUCAACACACAACAACCAAAAAAAGCUGCUGCAUCUCUUAUUGCCACUGGAAAUGUGCCACCGAUAGGCAUUGAAGAGCUUCGAGUACCUCCAUUGCAUAUUUCCCUAAGAGGACGAAAUUCUGCAGUGAUUAAAAACAAAACCAAACUUAAUCCAGAUGGUACACCUGUGGUGAAAAAAGCCAGAAAGCUACAGAACAAAGUUAAGAAAGAUGGUUUUAGUGAGGAAGAGGAAAGCAAAGAAUUGGGAGAGAUGAGUGAACAUAAGAAAGCUAAAAAAUUUAAAGCCAAUCAUGAGCAUAAGGACCUACUUGCAGCUCUUAGUGAUCACCCAGGUUCACCGACUAACAAUACAAUUUCUAAAUACUCAUUGCACAAUCACUACAAAGAGAAACAGAAAGAACGACGCGGUUCUGAUUCCGAAUUGGUCAGAGCCAACAGCAAAAAGCACGACUUAAACGGAGCAUUAGCUGCUGAGGAAAAAAGACGUCGACUAAGUCAAUCUGAAGGCGACAAGAGAUUGGAGGAUGACAUGGUACCCUCGGUGCUAGGUUCAACUAACGUUGGGACUGUCGGGGUAUUGCCUCAAAAAAUCCGGAAGGAAAAGAUUAAAUUAAAAGAUAGCUUUAAAAUCAAAGACAGUAACAGGAAAUUAUACUCAACAUCCAAACCAGGUCUCAACAACUUGUCUAUGCCGCCAUCUCCGUCAGAUAAAAAGCAGCAGCAAAGUGCUACAAUAGCCUUACCGACUGCCAUCGACAUGGAUAUGGAAGCAAAAUUUAAACAAAGCCUUAUGGAAGGUGUCCUAGCUGAAAAAGGCAUACCACGCCCCCCUCAUCGGACUGUUGAAGUUGUCGGCCAUGUGCAGACUGAUGGAGCAAGAAUAGGAAGUGUUGGCGAGAAGGUACCUAAAAGUCCAGAUCCCAUUCAGACCAGCAUGAAAGUGAAAGAAAAAUCGCCAGAGCCGGACAAGUGCAAUGUACCCAAUAGCGAAAGAAAAUCAAUUGAUUCUCUGCAAGAUAAGCAACUCAAUGCUGUAGUCACGUCAGGGGGAAGAUCUCCAAACUCAGGAAGUAGCGGGGGACAAGGUGAAGACAGCGGAAUCGAGAGUAUGGAUGCUUUAAGCGAAAAGAGUCCCAAUCAGGCGAGUCAAAGUCCUCACGCUGACAUCCUGCCCAACGUCGUCGUUCCCACAUCUAAGUCCCAAGUGCCUGACAUGUUGGACAUUGAGGCCCAGCUUGCCAAAAUGGAGGGCCUAGAACCGCACCAUCAAGAAGAACUGUCUUUGCCAAAAAACAUAGUGACCAACAAUGUUACAAAUCAAUCUGAAAGUGGUGAGGCAAAAUCUCCCAAUCGGACUACAGAGGAUGUAAAUGAGAAUGAGUGCAUUCACAGGAGUGAUUCCAAACCGUGCUGCGAGUUGACAUGUACGCUUCAGGACGGAUUGGAUAAAAAUGUUCUCAAUAAUUCUACAGGCAAAGAUGACAUGGAACCUCUCAAGGCUGUCAUAAGUGAGGACCAACAGCCACCCCACUCACCUCCAGCCCUUCGUGUGGCUCCAGCUCUCUACUCGUAUCCUUCCAUUAGUAAGGAUGGGAAUUCGAGGGGGGGUAGCGAAAGUCCCAUGCUUACCACCGAAGAUGAGGACAGUAAUCUGGUCCCUAUGACUGGGGCUCAGGCGCAUUCGCAGCAACCCAACAACAAAAGCAAAAGCUUGCUGGAGCAGCUUUUAAUUGAGAUUCCUAGCGAACACAGCAAUGCUGUUGCUCCUAGUGCACAUAGCCCAGCAACUAGGUCAUCAGUUCGAACGAGAGCACUCAGUAAACUAGGCAGUCCUGAGCUUAGUUCUCCGGUCCCGAAAACGGCAAAAACAGCGCCUCUCCCCAAUGCAACCGCGAAGAGAAAAAGAAACGAAAGCGACAGCUCAAAUCAAAGUGUUGACGACACAAGAAAAAGGCCCAGAAAGGGUUCAGAAGCUUCUGAAGUCGCAAAAAGAACAAGCCAAGCAACAGCAGUAAAGAAAAGUAGUAAAAUCGGGAUGGUUCAAAAUCAGCAAUUGGAAGACAGUUCGGACAGCGACGAACCUCUGAUAGAAAAAGUUAGAAAAACUGCUCCCAAAAGCAAUUUGAAACCCGUUAAAGGAGUACUCGGCCUGCAAACGACCAUACCUAGUCAGAUAAAUAAUAAAACAAAUACAAGAAGGUCGGCAAGGGCAGGUCAACAGCAAGAUAAACAGCAGCAAGAUACAAAACAGCAACCGGCUCAGAAUACUCGAAGUCGGGAGAAGGUGGUGCAACAGCAGCUCAGUCAUCAUACUACGCCUCAGCAGCAGCAACAGAGUGCCCAUAGCAAUGCUGAAGCUGAAGCGGCGCUCAGAAGAAAAACACGAAGUGCGGACAUGGAAAGCAAACGUAAAAAAGAGGUAAAGUGACACAACGGUUCCGGCUGGCCAUUCGAAAAGGCUGGCCACCGUUACUUGCAUCAGUUGUUGCCAGCCUACGAGUCGUACUUGCAUUGCUCGGCUCCUCCCGAGGACGUUUCUGACUUUUCCAACAGCAGUGACGAUUUUCCCGCUUAUUCCAGCAGCGAAGAGAGCAGCAGCGGCGGCUCGGGAGCGAGUUUUUCUUGCGUGAGCGUUUCGAGUAGCGACGACGAUUGAGUUGCUGGUUUGGUGAGUUGUUCAAAGAAACGAAAGAGGCGAUUUUAUUUGGUAAAUAAACUAGUAAAUUUUUAUUUUGAAAACGGUUUACGGACCACAAAUAAUUGUGCAAUUUUAUUUUUAUUGGCUUUUUGUUGACAAAAUGACAGCUAUAAAACUAAUGUGCCUUCGUAACUGAAAAGUAUAAGUGUAUACUAAAUAGUGUUCAAACAAACCAAACAAAAAAAAAAUGCCUUUCAAAGACAGCUAUCAUUUUUUCUCAAUAUAAUUUUUACAUAAUAUCUACCAAUUAAAUAAGCCCCUUUGAUUUAGGCCAGGCUGCAAUAAAAUGAAAUCGGCAAAUAUAUAAUAAUAAUACAAACUGUACGCAGAUUGUGAUAUGCGAAAGCGAGGAAAUGCAUUGUUAGUCCUAAGCGUGAGGUGCGCACCGAGACGGUCAAAUAAAUAUGUAUUUGGAUUUUUAUAUUGACGCACUUUGUAGAUAAUCGACUUGUCCGUGUGCUCGCUUCACUCGAAUUUGUGGCAUUUAUUGUUAUUUGUUGUGAUUUUUUUUGUUUAAAUUUUUUCAAUUGUGAUUCCUUUUUCGAAUACUUUUUUAAUAAUUAAUUGUGUUUAUAUUAAAUUAUAGAGAAAUGUGGCCGGUAAGGGCCAGUGAUUGUUGUGUAUGCAAUAUGUGACUUUUUAUGGUUGAAUUUUUUGGUGUUGAGAUGAUUGGUUUGCCUGGUAAGGUUAGAUUUUACAAAUUGUACAUUUCAAGUUGGCCAGGUUUUGGUUUUUGACAUUUUUACAUUAUAUUUGUGUGCAAAUUGUCUAAUAAUGAACAUGAAGGUUUUGGUUUUUCAUUCACAUUAAAAGUUUUGUCAAUUUUUGAUAAACUUCCUAUUUACUGUUUUUUAGUUGACAAAAUAUUUAAACGUGUCCGAAAUUAUAGUUUAUUUCCUAACAAGUGAUCCAGUCGGAUCAUUUUAGACUCCAGUAUAAAUGGGAAGGAGUAAAGACAGCCGAAGAAAAAGAAAAAGUGAUGCAGAGAUGGACAUAAAAGAAAAAUCUCUUAAAUAGGUACCAAUGACAAUGAUGUCAAGUUUUCCGUUGCUUCUUCUGAAAAAUUGGAGCUUAUAAAGCUUCUGAUGAUAAGUCUUUGGAGUUCAAUUUUUUAGUCGAUUCUACAGAAAAACCUGUUAAUUGCUUUGUCCGAAGUUACUGGUAAUGAUUCUUGGAUUGAUUUCUCUGAAACUUCUAGUAAUAAUUUGCUCUUUCUAUCUAUUUAGUUAGAGAUUGUUAAUAGUUAUAGGUUUGACUAACGUUUUCUGAUGCUUUUGAUAUUUUUGAUGCUUCUUUCUUUUGAACGAUUCCUUAGCCAAUGGGACAAUUGCUUUUUUAAAGCUUCACAUAUUGAUUCUUGAAGACCUUUUUCUCAAAUUGGUUCUUCUGUAGCCUGAUUCUUGAAGCUUUUCAAGGUUGGUUGCUUUUUUUUGUGAAGUUUCUGGUAUAAAUUCUUAAUAAAACUUUCAUCCUUAUAUUGCUUCCUAACUUUUGAUGAUGACUUCUGGUAUUGAUUUGAAAGACUCUUCUUCCUAAACUGUGUGUUUUUUUAAUAAUAAUAAUAAUAAUAAUAAUACAUAAUAAUGAACUUCUUUAUUCAAGAUCAUAUACAAUAAUACAAUAUAGUACAUGAAAUGAUCACAAUGUUACAAAAUUAUUAUGGAUCUGGGAAAAAAUCUCUUAAACAUUAUGGUUCUAAGUUUACUAACAAUUUCUUAAUAUCCAUUUUAAAUUUUUUACCUGAAUUAAGACUUUGUAUUUGGUUAGGGAGCGUAUUGAAUAAUUUGACACACAUAUAAAGGGGUGAUUUUUCCGUUAAAGUAAGUCUAUAUGGCUUGUACCUAAAAGCCAAUGUUCUCGUGUUAUCUUUGUCGUCCUUUUUACUAUUAAAAAGGUGUUUAUUGCGAAAAAAGAACAUUAAGCAUUCAUAAAUGUACAUUGCAUAUACUGCCAUAACAUCCAUACAUUUUAAUACUGAUUUACAGCUCUGAAGGUAGUCCAUUUUCUUUAUUAUUCUCAUUAGUCUUUUCUGGACAACAAAGAUAUUUUGCAACCUGCUGUCCCUUUUCCAGAAAAUGAUACCAUAUUUUAGAACAGAAUCAAAGUUGGCAGAGUAUAAUAUUUCCAAAGAGCCCUCAUUCAUAUAUUUACUAACUAUCCUAAUACCAUAACAAAUAGAAUUCAGCUUCUGAGCUAACUGUAUUAUGUGACAAGCCCAAUCAAGGCGUUCGUUUAUGUAGACACCUAAAAACUUUGCGUUCUCUAAAGCUUUUGCCAAUGAUUCUUGAAGUUCUUCUUGUUAAAUUGAUCCUUCUGAGGCUUUUUUUAUUUUCUUAAAGAAAGUGACCAUUUAUUCAGCUAGGGGUAAACUUCCUUGAAAAAUGUGUACACCAGAAUCCCAGGAAAUCUUACUGGAAUCCCACAAAAUCUUACUGGAAUCCCACGAUAUCCUACUGAAAUCCCACCGAAACCUACUCGACUGGGACUCUGUAACGGAUAGAGAUUGUUAUCCCCAUCACUAUGCCUUGUUAUUUUCUUCACUCCUUUCAAAUUUCAAUAGAGAUGGGACGUCAAUAAAGAUAGAAAAAAUAUCUCUAUACGUUACAGAUUCCCAGUGCUAAAAUCCAAUGAAAUUCCUCGAGGAAUUCCAUGGAAUUUAGUGUGAAUUUUUAGAAUUAUUUUGAACGCUACAAUAACUGGACAAAAAAGUCUUGUUUAGCUGCCACUACAUAGGUACAAAUUGAAAUCAUCGGCUCAUCAAGCAAAUUAACGAGUCCCACUGGAAUUCACGGAAUCCCACAUAAUUCCACUGGAAUCCCACUCAAUCCUGGAAUCUUACAGUAUCCUACUCUCGAUCCUAGUGGAAUUCAAUCGAAUUUCAUGAAAUUUCUUGUGAAUUUUAGGAAGUAUUUUGAAUGCUAGUAAGCGAAUAGCCUAAGACUCUAGACAAAAAAGUCUUGUAUUUCAGUUUAGCCGCCACUAUGUAGGUACAAACUAAAAACAUCGACUCAUCAAGCACAUUAAGGAAUCCCAUUGCAAUCCCACUCGAAUUCACGGAGUUCCACAGAAUUCCACAAAAUUCUACUGGAAUCCUACGGAAUUCUACUGAAAUCCCACCCAAACCUACUGGACCAGUAUUCUUCAAACCGUCCCCAGCUUUCUCAAGAGAAGGAUUGCUCUGUUUUUGUCAGUAUUAUGGAAAUAACAAUAUGGGCGACUAACACAGAACCUUCAUUCUCAUGAGAACGCUGCUUCCCUGUUUCGAGAAUACGGACCCUGAAAUCUUACGGUAUCCUACUGGAAUCCGAUGGAGUUCCAUGGAAUUUCUUGUGAAUUUUUAGAGAUCGGUAGCAAGCAAAGACUGUGGACAAAAAAAUCUUGUUUUUCAGUUUAGCGGCCACUACGUAGGUACAAAUUAAAAACAUCGACUCAUCAAGCAAAUUAAGGAAUUCCAUUGAAAUCCCACUGAAAUUCACGGAGUCCCACAGAAUCCCACGGAAUUCCACUGGAAUCCUACUGAAAUCCCACGCAAACCUACUGGGCCCGUAUUCUCCAAGCCGUAGUAUUAUGGAAAUAACAAUAUGGGCGACUAACACAGAACCUUCAUUCUCAUGAGAACGCUGUUUCGAGAAUACGGGCCCCGGAAUUUUACGCUAUCCUACUGGAAUCCAAUGGAAUUCCUCGGAAUUUCUUGUGAAUUUUUAGAAUUAUUUUUAACGGUAACAAGCAAAGAAUCUGAAGAAAAAAGUCUUAAUCAAGUUUAGUCGUCACUACAUAGGUACAAACUAAGGAAUCCUGUUGGAAUUCAACGGAAUCCCACACAAUUGAAUUCCAUGGAAUUUCUUGUGAAUUUUUAGAAUUAUUUUGAACUGUAGCAGUAGCAAGCAAUGACUCUUGUUUUUCACAUCGACUCAUCAAGCAAACUAAGGAAUCCCACUGGAAUUCCACGGAAUCCCAAUAAAUCCCACUGAAUUCCAUUAGAAUCCCUCGUGCUUGUACACUAUAUAAAUAAGGUGGUUUACCUCUCGUUAAGAAGUUGAAAAUAGCAUCAGAAGGUUAGUUUAUUUUUUUGAAGUUUCUUCCUUGUAAAUUAGGUCUCAGGAAAAAAUCCAGUGGGAAUCGUGCAGGCUAAUGUAUCAUACUGCCUGAACUCAUCCAAUUGCCACCUCGUAGGUUUAUAAUCACAACUUCCUACAUAUGCAGAAAUAAUGUAAAAUGUCAAAAAACAUUUAAAGGUUCAUUCACACACAUUUUUCGUUUUAAGCCUACAUGGUUCUCAGGGUGGGAAAUGUGUGUGUAAAUGAACAUCAAUGGUAAAAUGGUCUCAGUUUAGAUAUAAGUGAAUUUUUCUGUCGGUUUUGGAGGAAUCUAUCCGCACUAUAAGCGUUUGGUGUAAAUUAUCGUCGCAAAAAUUGACACUAGCAAUGCAAGUUCUCUCUUAAAGCAAAAAACCAACUAAAAAAAAAUCUAUAGGAACCUGUAAAUAGUUUAGGCAAAUUUGAAAUUGUACAUAGUUAUACAUACGAUAAAAUAAUAAUAAUAAUUAAAAUUAAAACAAAAAACCUUUAGCAUAUAUGCAUAGCAAAACAGAGAAAAGUGUAUAUUAUACUAAAAUAUUAUUGUACAUGUGGUAUUUUACAUACGGAGCUAUACUUUGCAUAAUAAUAUAUUAUACCAUUUAUUAUUCGUUCUUAAGUCCUUUUUUUCUCUUUAUUAUUUCCGUUCAAGUGUGCGUUUUGGGUUAAGGGAAACUGAAAAAAAUAAUAAUUGGUACAAACAUUUUAUGUACUUUUUGCAAUAAUUUAUUUUUAGGUUCAGUGUCUUUAAGAUUUUCUUCUCAAAAAACAAUUAUCCCCAUCAUUUUUAUUGUAAUUUCAAAAUUGAAGCAGCCCUUCUAGAAUUCAUAAUUAUUAUUGGUCAAAAACUCCUAUUUUUUUGCAUCUUGUACAUAAAGUUUUCGUAUCAUUUAUUGUACUCAUGCGAUUGAUUGUACAAAGUUGUUAUGACAUUAAUUGUUUUUUUUUUGUUUAGCUUAGUUAUAUUGUACUUUAUUGUAAUUUGUUUAUAAAAUUAUAUUUAUAAUUAUUGUUAUGAGCUGGAUCCAGUCAGAUUAUCAAAAGAAACGUAUUGUGUAAAGAGAGGCAAUUGCAUUUUUAUAUUAUUAUUAUUAUCAUUGACAAAAGUUUAAUUUGGUGAGUUGGUUUCGAAAAAAAAUAAAUAAUUGAAUCCUUUUUUUUUUAUUAAGCAUUAUGUUAUUGUUUAUUUGCUUUAUACGCAACUUUUUACACACAAAUAUAAUAAGGGAUAAUCUAGAAUCUAGAUUAUAUAGAUAUAUAUAUUUUUUUUUAAAUAAAUUAUUUUAGCUUUUAAUAAAACGACCCCUUAUUCUUUUGAUAGUAGAUGCUUUAAUGCUGUGAGAUUGGGUUGGCUCAUAAAAAUCAGUUUCCUCUUAACUUGAAACGCAAUUUGAUUUUGUAAUGUUCUUAAUUGUAGAUUGUGGAAAGGUUGAUUAUAAAAUAUACAUUGUUAAAUAGAAAUACCUUGACAUUUA